CUGUGAUCAGAGAUGGCGGGCGCCUCCGACCCCCUGGAAGAUAUGCUCUUUUCAGAGGUGGAUGAAAAAGCUGUGAGCGACCUAGUGGGCUCGUUGGAGUCACAGCUUGCCGGCCAAAGCAACACAGCAGGUAAAACAGACGAAAACGGAGGCGCUGGCUCAGUGCCCCCCGCUAACCAUCACUUAGGAAAAACGCUACCAGCUCCUGUGGGCACCACAACACUAGAACAACAACAACAAGGACGCCGUAAUAAACCUGAGAUGCGCCAGGAGAUCAACUCUAAAGACGUCAGCCUGGAUAAAACUGUCACAUCUUCCUCUCUUGGCUGUAGCCCUUCUUUUGGCGAGCCCUCCACCACUUCGGCUGCCUGUGUGAACGCCACUAGCAGCGGCUCGCUAUCACAUGGAGCAUCCAUCACAACACUGACUGCAUCUGGUGUGUCAACUUUGGCAUCCACGCCAGCCAGCAUCAGCACCGCGGCCAGCCGGGGGUCUAAGGUUUGCUCGGGCACAGGGGAGGCGUCGGCGGAAGCUCACCCGCCGAGAAAACGCAUCACCACGCCGCGGAGGAGCGCUUCGGCUCGGAUAAAGAGUUUGAACGGCGCCGCUGUAACGACGAGGAGGAGCAGCAACACAGCUGAAAACGUUAGCUCUGUGGACACCAGUGCAGCGACACCUAACUCUACUCGACCGGUGACCUCUUCUAUUAACACCUCGACUUUCACCCUGUCAAACGCUAACCUUCCUUCAGGUCAGUCGGCUAUUGCUCUGGACCGGGGGACUCCUACCAUUGCUUUGCAUAGACUCCCCAGUCACAUUGUAGCGAGCAUAGCCCAGAACGGUAACGGGACCAGUGUUUCGGCCUUGGUCCAGCAGGGCGCUCGCAUAGGACCUAUCAACGCCUCAGCUCCACUGGGGAACAAAACACUCACAGAAACCGGGGCUUCCAAAACAGACGAUUGUCAGUCCAAAAUUGUAAUGUCAAGCCAGUCUGGUAGUGUCAACUCUGUAAUAAACACUGUUUCCUCUGCGCCUUCUGUUGUCACACCAACAACUACAGCAGCAGCAGCAACAACCACAUCAGUGACCCAGCCUCUGAGCUCUGCUCCAGCUGCUGCUUGUGUGACAGCGAGUUCUGUAUGUGCAACUGGUCAAACUACAACAGUGACUACUACUAUCAGCAUGGUCAGGCCCACAGCCCCCUCUCCAACACCUGCUGUGGCCACCUCUGCACAGACGCAACCCCGUCCUGGACUUACUGCACCUCAAAGGAUCGUAGCCCCCCAGCUGAUUGUCAGACCACCUCAGCAGCAGACGACCAUUCAGCUGCCCCCAGGGUUUACCAUCCCACCGGGGAUGGUGUUGGUACGCACUGAGUUGGGACAGCUAGUGAUGGUUCCUCAGCAGGCUUUGGCUCAGGCUCAGGCUCAAGCUCAGGCUCAGGCCCAGAACAACAUCUCUCCACGACCUGCCACUCCCACAACAGGAGCAUCCUUCAGAGUAACAACUCCUCAGAAGGGCCCCGUGGCACCGGCCGUGGCUGUGACGGCUCCGCAGCAGACCCCUGUGGUUAUGGCCCCCCAGGCCCAGGCCCAGGCUGCCUCCCAGCCAGUGCAGCCUCCGCAGACGGGCAUCACCGCGAACCCCGGAGGUCCUGUCGUGUCCCAGGAAAUGCAAGAGAAUGUGAAGAAGUGUAAGAAUUUCCUGGCUACACUCAUCAAGCUGGCGUCUCACAACUCUCCGUCACCUGAGACUUCCAAGAACGUCAAAGCUUUGGUUCAGGACCUGCUGGAUGCCAAGAUUGAACCGGAGGAGUUCACCAGCCGGCUACAGACUGAGCUGAAGUCCUCUCCGCAGCCUUACCUGGUGCCCUUUCUCAAGAAGAGCCUCCCGGCCCUGAGGCUGUCUUUGCUGAAUAGUCAGCAGUCCCUGACCCAGCCUCCGCAGCAGGGAGUCAAACCAGCACCCGGCGGCCCCCCUCCUGCCAUCGUAGCUGGGCCAGCUGUCCGCAUACGCCACCCUAACAGCGUCAGCAUCACUACGGGUGCCAGUGCACUGCCCGCUGGGACACUCGGACAUGCAGCUGGCAUGGGUAUCAAGACAGCAGGCACUGUCGGUGGCCAGGUCCGGAUGCCCGUGGUAAUCACACAGUCUGUCAGAGCGCAAGGCACGAUGGGGAAGGGAGGCAUCAUCCAAGCAGGCAAAGGUCCCGUGGGCCUGGCUGUUCAGAUCUCUGGGAAUCAGAAAAACAAGCUCAACGACCCCGGAGGAGGUUCUUUCAGGGAUGAUGAUGACAUCAAUGACGUUGCCUCCAUGGCCGGGGUGAACUUGAAUGAGGAGAGCGCAAGAAUACUCGCCACCAACUCUGAACUAGUGGGAACGCAGAUCCGCUCAUGCAAAGACGAGGCCUUUCUCCAUCCGGGACUGCUCCAUCGACGAAUUCUGGAAACAGCAAAGAAGUUUGGAGUCACGGAGGUCCCUAUGGAGGCAGUGACAUUCAUCUCGCACGCCACACAGUCUCGACUUCGAACUGUGGUCGAAAAGGUUUCUGCCAUCGCACAACACCGACUGGACUCUUGUAAGGAUGAUGAGUGUUACGAGCAGUCCGCAGACGUUCGCUCUCAGCUUCGCUUCUUCGAGCAGCUGGAGAGAAUGGAGAAGCAGAGGAAGGACGAGCAGGAGAGAGAGAUCCUGUUGAAAGCCGCUAAAAGUCGCUCCAGGCAAGAGGACCCAGAGCAAGCUCGACUGAAACAGAAAGCUAAGGAGAUGCAACAACAGGAACUGGCUCAGAUGAGGCAGCGAGAUGCCAACCUUACAGCACUAGCCGCCAUCGGACCCCGCAAAAAACGCAAAGUGGAUUCACCAGGGGCCACCCCAUCAGGGACCGAGGUUUCAGGCAGCACAGCGGGCUCCCUGGCCAGCUCCUCCACCCCGUCCACCUCAUCGCGCCAGUACACACGGCAACGCAUCACUCGCGUCAACCUCAGGGACUUAAUUUUCUACAUGGAGCAGGAGAGAGAGACCGCCCACUCCCUCCUCCUUUACCGUGCCCUGCUCAAGUAGCCUCUGCUCCGCUCAGCGCCCACCUCAACCUCCUCCUCCUUCCCAGCCACGUGCCUUCAGAUCAGGUCUAAAUGUUUCAGCUCUGUGUCUCCAUAUGUACUGUAGUGACGUUUGAUGUAGCUUUUAAUAAGAAGAAAGAGAAAGAGAGAGAGAGAGAGAGAAAAAAACACAAAAAUAAAACUAUUUUGGUUUAUUCUCUAUUUAGAUUCACGGUGUGUAGUUAGAUCAUUCAGUUUAAAGGCCAUAUCAAACUCUUUGUGUUCGAUUUUUUUUAAAGGAACAAAGUGGUUUUGGUGUCGCAGGACUUGACCCAGAGCUUGUUCCAUGUAUGUCAGGUAGCUAUUUAUUUGACGGCAGUAGCUUCAAUAAACCACCUCAAAGUAAGGAUUAUUUUGGCAAAGAGAAUUAUGUUCACACCUCGAUACAGCCUACGAUAUUCUCCAUGAGCUAUUUGUUGAACGCAGUUCAAUGAAUGUAGUUUAGCUGAACUCAAUUAAUGAGAGACUUUACUGGUUUCUAUACCGAGACAUCGUUAUGAAACAUUAGGAUUCCAAAUAACAGCAUCACGUUCAAUUUCCCCACCGUAUGUGUAAAUAGUUCUUAUUGAAUUAUUUUACAGCAUGUAUAUUUUUAUCACAUGUAAGCUUUGUAAGAAAAGGAAUAACCCAUGUGUCGAUAUUAUGAAACCUGAUGUUUUGUAAAACCAUGUGCUUUGAAUGAGUCAGAAUUAGAAAGUUUAUUCUGUUCGCCUGUAGAGUAUUUGUUAUAAGGCAGGGUCCUCAUGACCCUUCUGCAAAGGUCAUUAGACAAAAUCAUGAUAGCACGAUGAAGCCAGUUUUUGAUUGGUCACCUUCUCAGUGUUUUUUUUUUUUGUUGUUGUUGUUUUUUUUUACCAGCCCCAACGUGAACUUUGUUUUUAUAAAUGUUUGUACGUUGUGUUCACCUCAUGCUCAUGCUCACCUCAAAUAUGUAAUAUUGUAGGUUGGGUGGUGACUGGGGAGAGUGAAACCUCGGAACAAAACAUUCCUUCAUUUUUUUUCCUCUCUGUUUUAUUCGUGCAUUAAUGAUAUUUUAAAAAAAGAAAGAAAAAAAAGUACAGUUUCAAAAUAUUCUCAAUUUUGCUGGUUGCCCCCCCUCAGCCCCAACCUACAUGGAUAAUGACUGAAAGACAAAAGCACUUACACCUGAUUUUGACCCAAAAUUAGAUCUUACAGCUGUAAAGUAAUGUAAAACUAUAGAAUGAAGCAGCCUAAAAUUAAUUUCUACAUUUUUCCCAUAUUGUUUCUGUGUUUGUAUCACAGAUUGAAGAGAGGAAUGGGAUAAACGCCUGCUUUUUAUAUGUCGUAUUGCAUUGUCGCCUUUUUGUUGUUGUUUUUUACAAAUCCUUAUUGAGUCAUGUAAUAUUGUCCAAUGUGUAUUUCUGUUUGUUUUUUUCUAUUUAACUAAAUAUCUUGGCCUCUAUGCAGCUUCUCUUGUCAUAUUGAAAUUUAUUUAAAUAUUGGUGACAUUUGGAACAAUUGUUGUGCAUUGUACAUUUGGACAGCACUUUUUUUUAUAUCUAUUUUAUCUGACAACUGAAAGCUGUCACUGUAUUAUAGCAAAGAAAUGACUCUUUUAAGUAGUAAACAGUAUUGCCAACUUCUGUCUAAAGACAGUUAUUUUUAACAAUUAAUAUAUUUUCAUUUUCUUUUUUUGUUUGGGAUUGGCUUUUAUGCGCAACACAUUUU
Molecule: messenger RNA, 4790 nt
Organism: Plectropomus leopardus (leopard coralgrouper)
Lineage: Eukaryota; Metazoa; Chordata; Actinopteri; Perciformes; Serranidae
Product: transcription initiation factor TFIID subunit 4
Biological process (GO): transcription initiation at RNA polymerase II promoter; DNA-templated transcription
Cellular component (GO): transcription factor TFIID complex
Molecular function (GO): protein heterodimerization activity; RNA polymerase II general transcription initiation factor activity; DNA binding
Source: RefSeq, a predicted model, not a curated record